AGUGGGGGCCCACAGAUCUCUCUCCCCGUUCACUUCCCCGAAACGUCCCCAUGCUGCGCUCCCUCGCCGGCGCCGCCGAGUCGGGGCGCUCGUCGGCGGCCGCGGCGCUCCGGCGGUCCCUCCACGCAGGAGGGCGGGAGGAGGUGGAGAGCGUGGCGUACCGCAUGUCCAUGCUCCGGCCUCCCCCUGUCGUGCCGAGGAGGGGGCUCCCGAGGAACUCGUGCAGCCUCAUCGGCCGCCUCGACGGGCCGGUGCGCCCGUGCGGUGGCAGCUCCGACGAGCGGCCCAUGGCGUACACUUUCCUGUCGGUCUCCUCCUCGCCCUCAUCCCCGCCCUCCUCGAGUCCGUCCAACUUCCGUGUGACAUUGAAUUUGCAAGGCGAGCUGGCACAUGUAAGCCUAAAGCAUUUGAAACAAAAUGACCUUGUUUAUGUAUCUGGCCUUCUGAAUUCAUAUCAUAAAGUUGAUCCAAGUGGAGAGAAGCAUACGUUCUACAAGAUACAUGUCACAGACCUAAACUAUGUUCUUGAUCAAAAUCAGAGGCCUCAAAAUGAUGAGAAUUCUUCAGACAAAUCAUCAAUGCUGUCUACCACAGAUGAAAUACUUACAGAAAAGAAGUACAUAGAUCGGCUUCGCUUGUGGCAGGUCUUCUUCGCUAGCCCUUACGAAUGGUGGGACAACCGACAAUCCAAGCCAUACUCCUACUAUCCUGAUUUCAAGCACAAGGACACUGGCGAGAAGCUGUGGCUUCGUGCAGAUGAUCCUCCUUGGGUAAGAAGACAGCUUGAAUUGCAAGACCAACAACUGGCAGAGAAUGGACACAGGGAUGGUAGUAGGACACUGAAAAACCACACAUGGAAAUCACAAGAUUUUGACUGCUCUCCGUCUCAAGAUUUUGGCUAUUCUGAUGACGAAGAAUUGCUUCAUUCAUCAGGUGCAUGAUAUGGGGAGAUGUGAGAUAAUGCUAACUGGUCUCUUGAUCUGCAAUUAUUAUGCCUAGCUUCACUGUAGAACUCACUUAGUUGUAGAGGAUAUAGAGUACUUAUGUUAGCGUAGCAAGUUAUUAAUGGCUUGAAUGGCGAAUACUGGUAAUGUGUGCGGUAACUCAUGUACAUGCAUGAUGUGGUGGAAAUGUAAAAAAAGUACUUAUAAUCAACAGAUGGUGGAAACCUAAACACUCGAAAUCAUGUGAUUACGACAAGUA
Molecule: messenger RNA, 1203 nt
Organism: Oryza sativa Japonica Group (Japanese rice)
Lineage: Eukaryota; Viridiplantae; Streptophyta; Magnoliopsida; Poales; Poaceae
Product: protein OSB1, mitochondrial
Biological process (GO): mitochondrial DNA replication; positive regulation of helicase activity
Cellular component (GO): mitochondrial nucleoid
Molecular function (GO): single-stranded DNA binding
Source: RefSeq, a predicted model, not a curated record